Messenger RNA from Mauremys reevesii (Reeves's turtle), 2168 nucleotides. RefSeq names its product DNA replication and sister chromatid cohesion 1 (gene DSCC1). The coding region runs from base 203 to 1372 and encodes 389 amino acids. The transcript is spliced from 9 exons. Gene Ontology annotation, biological process: maintenance of mitotic sister chromatid cohesion; mitotic sister chromatid cohesion. Gene Ontology annotation, cellular component: Ctf18 RFC-like complex; nucleus; chromosome, centromeric region. NCBI's taxonomy places the organism in Eukaryota, Metazoa, Chordata, Testudines, Geoemydidae. The record is from RefSeq and is a predicted model, not a curated record.
GCACUGCCGCACGCCUCCAACCCCCUUCUCGCGCACUAGGGGUCACGUGACUCCUCGCAGGGCUCUCUCCCCCUCUUCAUGGCCCCGCCCAAGCGCGGCGCGUGGAGAGGGGGGCGCUGUGUUUUGGCGCGCGCGCUUUUGGAACCGUUUGCCGCGCGCCGCUGGCCCGUCCCUUUGAGCGGGGAGCCCGGCGCCGGGCAGGAUGCGGAGCCGCGAGGAGGUGGAGGCCACGCUGCAUAUCGCGAAGCUGAACCCGGCGGAGCUGCUGCCGCUCGUGCACUGCCUCAGCUUCAGCCCCCGCGCCAGCGCCGGAGAGUGCUGCCUGCUGCAGCUCGAGCCGGGCCUUUGCGCCGAGCUGGAGGCGGGGCACAGCCUAGUGAUCCGUGGUGAAAAAGAUGAACAGGCUGUGCUGUGCAGUAAAGAUAAAACUUAUGAUAUGAAAAUAGCAGAUACUUCAAAUAUGUUGCUGUUUAUCCCUGGCUGUAAAACUCCAGAACAGCUGCUUGGAGAUCAAGCAUCAUGUAAUAUCAUUCACACCCAGAUUGCUGGUUUCUCCAAUAAUUACUGGGAAUUAAGGAAAUGUCGACCUAAACUAAAGAAACUAAAGCAACUUCUAAUGGAAAAUCCUUAUGAAGGGCCAGACAGUGUGAGAGAGAAAGCUCUGACUGACUCAAAGUAUACAAUGGAAGACUUGCUAGAUCGGAUUCAAGCAAGUGAGGAGGAAAUACUGCAUCAGUUGCAGGUUAUAAACGCCUGUAAAAUUGAAGGAUAUUGGCGGGUUCUAGAAUUUGAUUAUGAGAUGAAACUUCUGAAUCAUGUGACUCAACUAAUAGAUUCUGAAUCUUGGUCUUUUAGCAAGGUUCCUUUAAGUAUCUGUCUUCAAGAACUUGGACCCCUGGAACCCGAAGCAAUGAUACAACAUAUUCUUUUAAGUUAUGGAAUGAAAUAUACUGAUGAAGAUGAAGUUUAUUUUGAAAUGAAUGCAGAUAAAAUAUGCACAGCUACAGCACAAAUGCUCUUGCAAAAUGCAGUUAAAUUCAAUCUAGCAGAAUUUCAAGAAGUAUGGCAACAAAGUGUCCCUGAAGGGCUGACAACAAGGCUGGAUCAGCUCAAGGGUUUGGCUCUGUUGGACAGAAACUCAAGACCAGAGACUAUCUUCUUGCUAAAAGUAGAAGAGUUGCCUGAGGAUAACCAGGAAAGGUUCAACAAGUUAUUUACCAUUCGGGAAAAGUGGACAGAAGCAGAUAUUGCCCCAUAUAUUCAAGACUUAUGUGCAGAGAAGCAAACAGUAGCUGCACUUCUGACCAAAUAUGCUCGUUCUUCCAUGCAGAAUGGAGUCAAAGUUUAUAACUCUAGAAGACCCAUCUCAUAACAAGAAACAACCUUAUUUAAGAAUCAAGAAUACAUCAAGGAAUAACUGGUGGUGGUCAUACCAGAAUUAUUUGUAAUUAUGUAGCAAUAUCAACUAAUUUGAAAUGUCACUGUUGUGAAAGAUCUGCCAGCUUAAAAAAAAGUGUAGUACUGUACACCAAAGACAGUGGAAUUCUUUAUUUUAGAUCUUUGUGGAAAUAAUUGCUCUACCACAAUCUAAAAACACACAUUGCUGGAAUCUAGGGUCCACCACUUAACCAGGAAGACUUACAAAUUUGUUUGUAUUGAACUGAAAUUUGUAGUUUGUCUUAACUCUAGAAGCAAAAUAAACUCUUAUCUAGGAGAUUGGUAUAUCUCCAAUUAUUACCUUUUUUUUAUUACUUCCAGUGACAGUACUGAAUAUAGUAUUUCAAAAGCAAAGUGGAAUGCUUGGUUUGUUUGCUAUAAAAACUGAACUGUCAGAGCGUAUUAGUUAACAAUAAGCAAUAUUAGUGUUUUGAGCUGUGUGUGUAAAAUGAGAAAUUUGGCCUUAUAGGUGAAUUACUCAUUUCCACUGUGGACUACAGGUCAGGCCUUUGGAAGGUGGUCCUUCUGGUUCAUGUCUUUGAAUGUGGAUAACAUGAAACAGAAUUAUGAGGCACUUAAUGUUCUGGGUUCUUGACAAUUUAAUACUAUAGGCAAAAUUGCCUUAAGUUACAUAAUGCUAAGAGGAUGCCUCAAAUUACUCAGACAUGUUAUGGACUCAGCAACUUUCUGUAACCUGUCCUUCACCACUGGAAUAUUGUCAACAUAAAAUU